AUGGGAAAGUGUGCCUUUAUUACUGUAGGUACAACUCAAUUUGAUCUAUUAAUUGAGACGAUUAUUCAUGAUUCGAAUGUACUUGAAACACUUAUUAAUCGUUUACAUAUUGAUAAAAUAAUUUUACAAACGGGUAAUAGUCAAAUGCCAUCGUAUGAUAAUCUAUCAAUUCCUAUUGAACAUUAUAAAUAUAAAGAUUCAAUUGAUAAUGAUAUUCAACAAGCUGAUAUUGUUAUUAGUCAUGCUGGUGCCGGAACGAUUCUACAAACACUUGAAGCACAUAAACCAUUAUUAGUUGUUGUGAAUGAAAAACUUAUGAAUAAUCAUCAAUUAGAAAUUGCACAUGAAAUGGAACAACAAGGUUAUUUAUAUCAUUGUACUUGUUCAACAAUCGCUAAAACAUUAGAAAAAUAUGUUAAUCAUAAAUUUCGACAAUAUGAAAAGGGUAAUCCAUUAUUAUUUGGUCACUAUUUAAAUCAGAUUAUGUCUUAA
Molecule: messenger RNA, 492 nt
Organism: Adineta steineri
Lineage: Eukaryota; Metazoa; Rotifera; Eurotatoria; Adinetida; Adinetidae
Source: the annotation of a GenBank genome assembly